This is a messenger RNA of Oryza sativa Japonica Group (Japanese rice), 1978 nucleotides long. The record is from RefSeq and is a predicted model, not a curated record. NCBI's taxonomy places the organism in Eukaryota, Viridiplantae, Streptophyta, Magnoliopsida, Poales, Poaceae.
UAAGUGUGAACGCAGCUGUCUCUAGAGCGUAACCCCAAAAGCUUAAUGGGAGAUUAGUUUGGCUCAUCAUUGAUCGCACCAUGUCCAACAAUGUACGUUUCCUCCGUUCAGACACCCCGUUCCAUUGAGGCGUUCCUGGCGGAGUGAGCUGUGGAACAAUUCCACACUCCUUUAGAUGAUUGCCAAAUUCAAGGCUCAAGUAUUCUCCACCACGAUCAGAUCGUAGAUACUUGAUUGUCUUGCCCAAAUGAUUGUGUACCUCAUUCUGAAAUUCCUUGAACUUUUCAAAGGAUUCAGACUUAUGCCUCAUUAAGUAGACAUAACCAUAUCUACUAAAGUCAUCGGUAAAGGUAAUAAAGUACCCAAAACCACCUCUGGCGGUUGAGCUCAUUGGUCCACAUACAUCAGUAUGUACUAGUGCCAAUAGUUCACUUGCCCUUUCACUUUGACCUAUGAAAGGUGCCUUUGUUAUUUUGCCAAGUAAACAAGAUUCACAUGUCUCAAAUGAUUCAAAACCAAAAGAGUGUAGAAAUCCAUCUCUAUGAAGCUUCUCCAUGUGUUUCUCAUUUAUAUGACUCAAGCGACAAUGCCAAAUAAAAGUGGGAAUCAAAUCAUUAGGACGUUCCUUUUCGCAUUAAUGUUAUAGACUGAACAUCCAUCAAGAUUCACAAUGUAUAAGCUAUUCAUCAUGGGUGCAUGGAAAUAGAAAAUGUCAUUAUAAUAGACUGAACAACCAUUGUCCACUGAUCUAAAACCAUAACCCUCUGCUUGCAAACAAGAAGCAGAGAUAACGUUCUUACACAAAGUGGGAAUACAAUAACAAUUAUUUAACUCCAAAACUAAUCCUGACGGUAAAGAUAAUGGCAUAGUGCCGACAACAAUAGCAGCAACUAUUGCUCCAUUGACCACGCGAAUGUCCACUUCGCUUCUUGCUAAGCUCCACUACAAGAAAUUUGGCCUUCUAUGACAAAUUUCAUCUGACAAAACACAUUUUAGUCACAGUAGUAAUGCGUUUAUGACAAUUUUUCUUUGGAUGACAAGCGUUUGUGACUAACUUGUAAUUUAGUCAUAAACAAAUGUCACCAUGUGCCUUUCCCAUUCUUUGUGACAAUAGUCACAGUCAAAGUUGGCUUCUGAGGGUGGGAUCAUAGUCAAGCAGCAUGUACCCAUACUUACAAGUUGGAAAGGAUACAAGAACGACAAAGUCCAAUUCAAGGACCAAUUGGACAACUUCAUUGGCAAACUAUCUUUAAGACGCUAUUCGGCUAGUUCAAUAUAUGCUAAUUUCAUCAUUUGCUUUUUUAAAUACUAAUGUUAUGCUAUUCAAUGUAUAGGUAAACUUAAGCUUGACUGGUGAAAAGGAGAAUGAUGUAACUUCAGCGUGUGCUGACAUGCUAAUGGUGGAGCACGCUAAGCUCAAGCAGAAAUACUUCGAUGGGGUACCGGCAAAUCAAGUUAGGACUACAUCACCAUGUUCGUCUAUGACUGAUGAACAAUGGAGAAAAUUGGUAGACAUGUGGUCAAACCCAAAACACAAGGAAAAAUGUGCAAAGCUGAAACAGAACCGUGAAAAUGUUAAGUUUCACCAGUGUACUGGAUCUCGGUCUUACAUUGCAGCAGCCUACAUCGCGGUAAGAAUAUAAACCGGUUGUAUGACAGCAUGCAUGUGUUGGAACAUGUUUUCUCUUAUGUGUAUAUUUAAUCUAUGCAUUGCUAAUGUCAUUAUAUGUUUGUGAACAUUCCAGAAGCAAGAAAAAUACAAAGAUACAGAGCUCACUGCAAUUGAUCUAUUCAAGUUGACACAUUGCAGCAAAACUAAGGGUUUUAGUGAUGAUGCCAAGAAAGCUGCAGUAAGUAUCUCUCCUUUUUUUCUUUAGUAGGUUGCAUAAUGAACCGUAUACAUAAAUACAAACCUGACAAAUCAUUGUCUUGCUAGGAUGAUAAGGAAGCCAUUUUGAGAAGACCAGUACAUGAAGGG